Molecule: messenger RNA, 1768 nt
Organism: Exaiptasia diaphana
Lineage: Eukaryota; Metazoa; Cnidaria; Anthozoa; Actiniaria; Aiptasiidae
Exons: 2
Coding region: 1-1683 (560 amino acids)
Source: RefSeq, a predicted model, not a curated record
AUGCUGUCGGUGAAAAAUUGCGUGAUUAGCGGUUUUGUUGUUGGUGGUAUUGCUUUUACUGGUUAUCAUCUGUACCAAAGAUACAAAGAAAACGAGGACACAACAGCUACUCAUUUUGUCCAUCCGGAUUGUAACUUGGCUGUCGCUGCAGUGAAAAGAGCAGUCGAAAAGCGCAUUCCGAAAGAAAAUGCCGAAGCCGUCAACAUCAGCCUGGAACUUCAAAUCGCUCUUCUUGAAACAGAGGCCAAAAAGGACGAAGACUUCAUCUUGGAAAAGAUCGCCAGUACCUUGGUUAAUGACGCCAUUGAGAUGGCAAAGAAAACAAUUACAGAGGAGGAGAGAAUUACAAGAGAAARCCAAAACAUGGAAAAUGACGUAGUUUUUGCAUCUAGAAAGCUUGUGGAGCAUGCAAUUAUGUCGGCAAAAGAAAUACUUAUGACACAAAAUUUUGAAAAAGAAAAGGUUGUCAUAGCUUUUGUUGCUAAGGCUCUCGUUGAUGGGGCUAUUCAAUCUGCAAAAGCAACAGUAAUUACUGAAAAUAUUGAAAAAGAACAAAUCGCCACAUCGUUUGUUGCAAARGCACUUGUUGAGGAUGCAAUUCAAUCUGCCAAAGCGAUAGUUAUUGCUGAAAAUGAAAAGAAAGAAAGCGAAUUGRUUUUUGCCGCGAGGGGCCUCGUUUKUGACGUGAUUAAAUCUGCUAAAGCCACAUUAGUAGCUGAAAACGAACAACAACAAAGUACAGCAAUUGAUUAUGUAGCAACAAUWAUGGUAAAUAGUGCAAUUCAAUAUGCUCAAGCAGUAAUCAAGGCAGAAAAUUUGGAAGCAAAACAACUAYCGRCURCACCUAUWGAUUGUCAGUCAGCCUUGGAAUUGGCAGUUGAAACCAAGAUCCAUGAACAAAAAUCUSUCACUGAUAUUGUCGACCACGACCAGGAACAACUUCUUCUCACGGCAAGGAGUCUAGUUGAUCAUGUCAUCAAGUCUGCGCAAAAAGAAAUCUUCAGAAGCAACAGCGUGACGAGAUGUGAUAGUUCUACUGUUUCCUCGUCUUCUUCUCUGCAAAAUUCUGAARAUAUUAGUGACGGCGAAUUGUUUAGCAUUUACCGUUCUUCAGAAGAAAUGUUUGAGCCACUGGCUAACCGCAACGAACAUGAGUAUGACCAAUUUGCGCUUAGCUCCAAUGAAGCCAUCAAAGAUGUCCUGAAUAGUUUUCUAAGCAAAAUCCARGAGGUUGCAAACUCUUCGUUUGCCCAGAGAAAAAGUGAAGCUGAAAUUCUCAAAGUAAAACAUCAGCUAGGAAUUCUUUGGCCCAUUAUAGCAACAUGGUCACCUUCUCACGACAAAGUUACUGAAAGCGAAGUUUCAGAUGAAAAGGUGCAAUCUGAAGAGAGAAGCGGUAAUUCARUAACAACUACUUGUCCUUCGUCUGUUAGCGAAGAUGCUGCGUCAACUAAAACAUAUAAUGAGGAGAAAACGUGUCUAUCAGGACAAAAUCAUCUUCUUUACGAACAAGUGUCCUCUGAAUCAAUUAAAGAAAAUGUUGGUAGUUUAUUUCAAACUAUUGAUGCUUUGUCCGCGUUUCUUUUUGCUCAAAAUAAAUCUGAAGAUGAAAUACAGCAGGCACAAGAGGAACUUAGAAUGUUGUGGCCACUUCUUGUGGAUAUGCGCAACUCUUUACCAUAACAURUAAUGUUCCUGUGAAUGUUCAAGAAUAAUGAGGACUUAUCAGACCAUUUAACUGCCGCUGUUCUUCUUGACUUGUCACUGA